Messenger RNA from Spinacia oleracea (spinach), 1305 nucleotides. RefSeq lists its product as uncharacterized. NCBI's taxonomy places the organism in Eukaryota, Viridiplantae, Streptophyta, Magnoliopsida, Caryophyllales, Amaranthaceae. The record is from RefSeq and is a predicted model, not a curated record. The coding region runs from base 584 to 1195 and encodes 203 amino acids. Gene Ontology annotation, molecular function: zinc ion binding; nucleic acid binding. The transcript has 2 exons.
UAGCUCACGAAGACGACGCAUUCCAAGUUUGUGUACCAACUGUUCAAACCUCUUUGAAGGAAGAGAUUUGUUUAUCUGCAAGAUUGUCGCACGAUGAUCGUAAACAUAUAUCUCCAAAAUUGUUCAUGAAGCAACUCAUCCGGUUAAAAUGGGAGAUUUGAUGAAAAGACAAUUUAAUGUGCUAGACUUGUCUGGGCACAAUUUUCUGGAAUGGACUGUUGAUGCACAGAUGAGCUUGAAGGCCCAAGGACUGGAUCAUACCAUAAAAGAUAUAAUGGUUCCAGGCACCACAGAAAUCAAAACUGCCACCGAGCAGGAAAAGGCCAAAGCUACCGUUCUCAUAAGGCAUCAUUUACAUGAUAGCCUGAAAACUGAAUAUCUGAUGGUGGAGAAUCCCAAAGAGUUGUGGGAUAGCCUUAAAGAAAGAUAUGGACACCAUAAAAGGGUGCUCCUGCCAAAGGCUCAAUUUGACUGGACCAAUCUGAGGUUCCAGGAUUUUAAAUGUGUUGGUGAAUAUAAUUCUACGUUAUUCAAAAUUGUAUCAUUGCUGAGAUACUAUGAUCAAGCGGUCACAUAAGAUCAAAUGAUAGAGAAAACCCUCUCCACCUUUCAUGCGAAUAAUAUUUUAUUGCAACAGCAAUACCGAGAGAGAGGCUUUAAGAGAUAUUCUGAGCUGAUUUCUCUAUUAUUGGAUGCUGAACAGAAUAACGGUCUUCUGUUAAAGAACCAUAAUCUUAGACCAACUGGGUCUAUGACAUUCAAUAAAGCGAAUGCCGUUGAAAGCUCAAACCCACUUGAGGCAAAUGUUGCCCAUAGAGGUGGACGUGGAAGAUUUAACCACCGCGGUAGAGGACGCGGAAACCGACGUGGUCGUGGUCAUGGCACGGGUUAUCUGGGCCCUAGAAAUAAUAAUCACAAAGGGCAUCAACAAGGAAAUCAAAAGCACACCCCCUCAAAAGAGAAAGACACAUGUUUUAGAUGUGGCAUGACUGGCCAUUGGGGGAAAACAUGCCGUACUGCAAAACAUUUGGUAGAUCUGUACCAAACCUCCAUAAAAGGCAAAGGAAAAGUUGCCGAGGCAAAUCAUGUAGAUGAGGAAAAUCCCUCAGGGCCAAGCUUUGAUGUAUUUGAUUUCUUCAAUGAUAACCCUGACAAUGGCAAUGAUCUGAUAUUUGGGGAUAAUAGUAACAUAUAAAUACCCCAUCUAAACUAUGUCAUGUAUCGUUUUUAUGUAUUUUUCUUAUGUAUUUUUCGAUUACCUUGUUAUGAAUUUCUAAUUUUCAUGAAUAAAGUAUUUUGUUAUAA